AUGGUUUUAGUUCAAGAUUUGUUGCACCCCUCCGCCGAAACUGAAGCGAAGAAACACAAGAAGAAGACCCUUGUGCAAGGCCCCAAGUCCUUCUUCAUGGAUGUCAAGUGCCCCGGCUGCCUCCAGAUCACCACCGUGUUCUCGAACGCCCAGACCGCCGUCACCUGUGACUCGUGCUCGACUGUGUUGUGCACUCCCACCGGUGGUAAGGCCAAGUUGACCGAAGGCUGCUCGUUCAGAAAGAAGUAA
Molecule: messenger RNA, 249 nt
Organism: Diutina rugosa
Lineage: Eukaryota; Fungi; Ascomycota; Pichiomycetes; Serinales; Debaryomycetaceae
Product: 40S ribosomal protein eS27
Exons: 1
Coding region: 1-249 (82 amino acids)
Biological process (GO): ribosomal small subunit assembly; translation
Cellular component (GO): ribosome; cytosolic small ribosomal subunit
Molecular function (GO): RNA binding; structural constituent of ribosome
Source: RefSeq, a predicted model, not a curated record